Messenger RNA from Pieris macdunnoughi, 1710 nucleotides. Lineage: Eukaryota; Metazoa; Arthropoda; Insecta; Lepidoptera; Pieridae. The record is from the annotation of a GenBank genome assembly.
AUGUUUACACGUAUUGUUAAAAUUGUGUUAUAUAUUACUGUUAUUUUAAAUAUAAUAACGAUUUGCAAUGGAGCUGUUCAGUACCUAAAACCCAGCGAAAAAUGGCCUACUAUUGUUAUUACAAGUCUUGUUCGCAACAAAGAAAAUGCUUUGCCCUAUUUCUUAUCAAGUUUACAAGAAAUUGAUUAUCCUAAAGAUAGAAUUAUAAUAUGGUUCUAUAGUGACUAUAAUUCGGAUAACAGUGAUAAUAUCCUCAAGGACUGGAUAAGUGCUCAUUCUUCUGAAUAUCAUGAAAUACAUGUUUCUACUAAUACAACCACAGCUUUAUUACUUCCUGAUCAAGAAACAAUAACUCAUUGGAGUGCAUUGAGAUAUCAACAUGUAAUACAAUUGAGAGAAAAAGCUCUUAAUUUUGCUAGGAAUUUGUGGGCUGACUUUUUAUUUAUGCUGGAUGCAGAUGUUCUAUUGACGGAACCAUUAACAUUAAAAUUUCUUGUAAACAAAGAUUUAGCUAUCACAGCUCCUAUGCUUAUAUCAGAUGGAGCUUACUCAAAUUUUUGGUGUGGUAUGGAUGAAUUCCAUUAUUAUAAAAGAACCGAUAAAUACAGGCCAAUUUUGAAACGUAAGGAAAUUGGAUGUUUCAAAGUUCCUAUGGUUCACUCAGCUGUUUUAAUUAAUUUGAAAUUCAAAGAUUCUGACUUGCUGACUUAUAUGCCAGAAAAAAUAAAAGGUUAUGAUGGCCCAGAAGAUGAUAUAAUUGCAUUUGCUGUUGGAGCAAGUAAAAAUGGGAUCCUAAUGCAUAUAUGUAACGAUCAUAUCUAUGGCUUUGUGCCAGUUCCGUUGGAGAAAGAUAAUGAUGAAGACGAUAAGGAUGAAAUGUUAAAUGUCAAAAUGGAAGCUCUUGGUAAUGAAAUACAUUUGCCACUUGAUAAAAGUCUAGCAAAAUAUGUGCACUAUCCAGAAACAACUAAAUUGAACUGUACAGAGAUCUUCAUGAUAAAUCUAGAAAGAAGGAAAAAAAGACGAGACCUCAUGAAUGCUAGUUUUGUAGAACUUGGUAUAGUUAGCACAUGGUUCAAGGCCAUUGAUGGGAAGAGCUUAACCAAAGAAGACAUAAUCCAGAAGUAUAAUAUAAAGCUUUUACCUAACUAUGAAGAUCCAUACCACAAAAGGCCAAUGAAAGCGGGAGAAAUAGGCUGCUUUUUAAGUCAUUACUUUAUUUGGAAAAGGAUUGUUGAGAAUCACUACGAUACAACACUUAUACUAGAAGACGAUAUACAUUUUGUGCCAUAUUUUAAAGAAAAAUUUGUUAGUCUGUUACAAGAAAUAAGACACAUUGAUUGGGAUCUUUUGUACAUAGGGCGCAAGAUACUUCUUGAUAAUGAAGAACCCUACAUAACAGAACAUACAGUAAAACCCCAGUAUUCGUAUUGGACACUGGGUUAUGUAUUGCGGGAAAGUGGGGCAAAGAAAUUACUGGCAGCAGAUCCAUUAUCCAAAUUAUUGCCGGUUGAUGAAUAUUUGCCAAUCAUGUUUGACCAACAUCCUACGACUCGAUGGGUAGAGCAUUUCCCGGUACGUGAUCUAAAAGCACUAUCUGCGGCACCACUACUGGUACAUCCAACACGCUAUACUGGAGAAGAUGGCUAUAUAAGUGACACGGAAGACUCCAACAUAGUGGACCCUAAGGCUGAAAGGACAGACCUGUAA